Messenger RNA from Schizophyllum commune H4-8, 510 nucleotides. RefSeq names its product Sm-like ribonucleoprotein. NCBI's taxonomy places the organism in Eukaryota, Fungi, Basidiomycota, Agaricomycetes, Agaricales, Schizophyllaceae. The record is from RefSeq and is a predicted model, not a curated record. Gene Ontology annotation, molecular function: RNA binding. Bases 22 to 405 code for a protein of 127 amino acids. Gene Ontology annotation, biological process: RNA processing; spliceosomal snRNP assembly. Gene Ontology annotation, cellular component: catalytic step 2 spliceosome; U4 snRNP; commitment complex. The transcript is spliced from 5 exons.
CCGCGUCUAUUCACGAAAACAAUGGCCUCCGGUCUCGGCGUUCCCGUCAAGCUUCUUCAUGAAUCCCUCGGCCAUAUCAUCACCGUUGAGCUCAAGACCGGCCAGCUCUACCGCGGGAAGCUCGCAGAGGCGGAAGACAACCUGAACAUCUCGUUGAAAGAGAUCACCGUCACUGGACGCGAUGGGCGCGUAUCCCAGCUCGACCAGGUCUACAUCCGCGGGAGCAUGAUCCGCUUUUUCAUCGUCCCCGACAUGCUGCAAAACGCGCCGAUGUUCAAGCGCGUCGGCCCAAAUGCGAUGAAGGGACGGGGUAUUGGGACGGCGAGAGGUCGUGCCACGAUCAUGCGCGCAAAUGCUCGCCGCGGUCGUGGAGUCGCGCCGACGCCGCGCGGCAUCAGGCGAUAGAUCUCGCCCGCGCGCACGAAUGGUCUCGCUCCGUCUUAUCCUGCUGUAUCCAUUUCUGCUUUCAUCUUGUAAUAUCAAUGUGCACUUCCUCUGCCCUCCAUUGUG